Messenger RNA from Puccinia graminis f. sp. tritici CRL 75-36-700-3, 854 nucleotides. RefSeq lists its product as uncharacterized. The transcript is spliced from 5 exons. NCBI's taxonomy places the organism in Eukaryota, Fungi, Basidiomycota, Pucciniomycetes, Pucciniales, Pucciniaceae. Bases 1 to 459 code for a protein of 152 amino acids. The record is from RefSeq and is a predicted model, not a curated record.
AUGUCUUUUGUUAACGUUCUUCAGAGGGGAUACUUCACCUUGGCAUUCAUUGCUCUCAUCGUAACCUUCCACUCGGGCCAGGUUGUAACCGAAGAAUUUCAACCGAAUUGGCAACAAUGCAGCUGGCACUUCUCCCCCACCAGCAGUACGCAGGGCAAAUCUUCCUGUAAGCAGACCGACGACGCUGAUCACCUAUGCUGGUACAAUAGCUGUAGUACCAGCAAAGGCGGAGGCAGGUGGGAGGAUGUAUUCUUCGUCGAUUGUUACGUGCCAAAAACCGAUACCAAAUCACAGUAUCUGAAACCAGCUCAAUAUUACCGUUACGGCGACAAUGCUAGGGUUCAGGAAGCUGAUACUGGGACCUGGUUCACAUGUCCUUACGGGGACAGGGACAACCGUAAUGACCAAAUUAUGAACUGUUCCGGCUGCGAGAAAACUCCUGGCUCCUCUCCGUCGUGAAGCGCACAUACCUACGUCUGACAGACUGAUGGUCCCGACAACAUUCCCAAGUUUCUCUUUUCCCUCUUCCCCCAUCUUUCUGUUGCAUUUGCUAGAACAACUCAAGCUUCCCUUCUCCCGAGCGUAACAAAGCCCGCGAGCACCCGCAGGCGUGAGGUGCAAGCGAGGCUUAUGCCUAACAAUGGGAUUCCCGCGUGAUAGGAUCUGAGUUUGAGCCAUAGCCUUCCUUGUUUUUCAAUCUAAAAAUCAAUCAUCCUUUCUCAUGACCUUCCAAGCUACCCCAGCUGAGCGCUGCCGUCUUGUGUAUCUUUCUGUCUCAUCCAUUUUCUUUUGCGAUUUGUUGUAUGUAGUCUGUGAUUUUUCAAAAUAAAGGACUUUUGAAAUGUAGGUUAGAC